This is a messenger RNA of Astyanax mexicanus (Mexican tetra), 3190 nucleotides long. RefSeq names its product Hemoglobin subunit alpha-D-like (gene hbae4). Gene Ontology annotation, biological process: hydrogen peroxide catabolic process; oxygen transport. Gene Ontology annotation, cellular component: hemoglobin complex; blood microparticle; haptoglobin-hemoglobin complex. The transcript is spliced from 3 exons. NCBI's taxonomy places the organism in Eukaryota, Metazoa, Chordata, Actinopteri, Characiformes, Acestrorhamphidae. The coding region runs from base 2643 to 3074 and encodes 143 amino acids. The record is from RefSeq and is a predicted model, not a curated record. Gene Ontology annotation, molecular function: oxygen carrier activity; haptoglobin binding; organic acid binding.
GCAUCUUGGUAUUUUCUCCUCCACCAGUCUCACCCACUGCUUUUGGAUAACUUUAUGCCACUCCUGGUGCAACAAUUCAAGCAGUUCAGCUUGGUUUGAUGGCUUGUGAUCAUCCAUCUUCCUCUUAAUUAUAUUCCAGAGGUUUUCAAUUUGGUAAAAUCAAAGAAACUCAUAAUUUUUAUAUGGUUUCUAUUUUUUUCCCAGAGCUGUAAUUCACUAGAUCUGCUCCAUUAUUGUCUGUUUGUGUAAAUCAUUAAAAAAAAUAUGUUAAAUUAUUAAUAACAAAGAAAUGGUCAUCGCUCAAGUAUUUUAAAAAAGUUUAUUCACAAAGAUAGUUUACUAUAAAAUUAUCUACACUGUAUGGUUCUAUGGGGUUCCUCUCCAGCAUUACUUCAAGGAAACCUUGUGGCAUUUUAUUGUAAGGCAGUAUUAUUACGUAUAUGUUAAUAGACCAUUGGUAUGUAGCCUCCUUCUAGCAGAGCUUAACAAUAUCCUCAACAGAGUCUUUAUGGUGCCUUUAUAGCAGUGGCAUGGUAUGACCUUAUUGAGGGAUUGUGCUGAGUCACGAACAGCAUCGUAGAUCCACUGCGUGACGCAGCAGAAGGGCUGAGUUAGAUGUGAUUAUUAGGUUCCCCACCCACUCGCUGCCACCAUCCCCAGCUUGAGCCACUGAUAGGGGUGGUCCUCAGACCUUAUCAGUCUGCAGUAGGCCAGAGGCCUGCUAUCCCACCCCUCUCCUAAAAAGAAACGUAUAUAGCCACACUAAGGAGACACUGCUGCUUUCUGAAAUGUACGCAGGUCUAGCUUUAAAAUCUGACUGGGCUGAGAUGUUUAAGUUUCUUUAUAUCACAGGACUAAGAUUAUUCCAAAUUUACAGGGCAUUAUAAAUUUCAAAUGUGUAUGAGAGUCUAAACUAAUAAAAGAAUAUACCAGUAAACUUAAACUCCCCCCAAAAAAUCUAUUUAAUUUACACUCUGUAAACAUUUGUUUUUUGUGCACUACAGGGUCUGGGGGGCUGAUUUUUGGGAGGGUUUUUCGCUGUUGCCCAGACUACCAAGGAUAACUAUGAGAGCAAUGAAUAGCAACAAUGAUUGGUAUAAUAUUUGUUUAUAAGCUCUUGUACCAUGUCAAGUAUAAAUUAAAUAUUAGUUUUGAUACGUGUUUAGUAAUAUUUUGUGCAUCAUGUAUUUAAUAGAGAAUUACAGAAUUAUAUUACAGAAUGUGAUUAACAAGUACCAAUGAGUAAACCUUUUUUCCCCAGUUUUCCAAAUUUAUCUUAAAUUCCCACCAACUACUAGAUAUAUACAGCUCUGGAAAAAAAUAAAAGACCAUUUAAAAAUGAUGAGUGUCUUUGAUUUUACCAAAUUAAAAACCUUUGGAAUAUAAUCAAGAGGAAGAUUGAUGAUCACAGGCCUUCAAACCAAGCUGAACUGCUUGAAUGAAUGCACCAGGAGUGGCAUAAAGUUAUUCAAAAGCAGUGUAAAAGACUGGUGGAGGUGCACAUGCCAAGAUGCAUGACAACUGUGAUUAAAAACCAGGGUUAUUCUACCAAAUAUUGAUUUCUGAACUCCUAAAACUUAACCUAGAAUCUGAAGUGGUCUCUUAUUAUUUUCCAGAGUUGUAUUUCUCUAUUAAAUAGCACAACCUUUGAAAUUUAACAUUUCAUUCGGAAAUCAAGGGACCAGAGUCUGGAGGAAGAGUGGAGAGGCACACAGUCCAAGCUGCUUGAGGUCAGGUGUGAAUUUUGCACAAAUCAGCGAUUCUAAAUUAUUUUCUAUUUGUACAAUAGUUUAUUUGUGUUCACACAUUGUAACUUAAUAAUUUCUGUUAUCAUUUUAGUUGGUGCAAGUCGAUUGGUGCAGUUGCCUGUCCAUCAAACUCCUCUAAGUAGUGAGCAGGGAUAGGAGUUGCAAAGGGGAGCAGAGAGAGAUAGAGAGAGAGAUUUAACAGGAACUAAAUUUGUGCCCAGAUAUGUCCAAAAAGUGGACAUAUUAAAUCGGACAGUUAAGUCGCUUGUGUGACAUUUUUAAAUCAUAUAUAUACAUUUUCAACGUAAUAAAACUUUAGACUUUGUUGAUGGAAGCUAGCCAAAAUGUUGUGUAUUCAGCAUACUUAGUGAGUCUAAAGUAUGGUGUGUCGCUUGUUGUGUGUUGAAAUAUAGUUAAAAGUUUGUUAAGCUAAGCUAAAUUGUGUAAAUACAUGGACAGUGUUUCUGAAGAGCCCAGUGAGCUGCCCAGAGCUAGAGCUGCUGACAAGGGAGCUGUGUCUGACUCUAAAAUAAUCAUUAAAUUAAGUCACUUUUGUAGGUAAAAAUAGGUGUUUUUGACAACCUGUUGAAAAUAACCAGACUGCAGGAAAUGGUGUGUCCCCCACCAUAUUAAAUAUGUUUCUAAUGUCCCUGUGUCUGCAGUUUGUCCCAUGCAGGCAGUUGGGGAGUGACUCAGUGCUUCUGUAUCACGUGGCCUUCAGCCUCAGUGUGAGUGUGAACACAACAGCGCUCUGUCUGUCUGUUGAUCUGUCUGUCAGCUCUAUCAGACACAGCGUGGGGUAAAAUGAGGGAGUAGCACUGCUCUGCGCUGUCUUUUCCUCAGUGUUUUAGGAGCAGCUGAGUUUGGAGGAGUUUAUGGUGACAGGAUGCUAUAAUGCUGUCCCAGCGGGAGAGAGAGUUACUAGUGGAGCUGUGGGACAGACUGACCCCUGUGGCUGAAGACAUCGGCUCUGAGGCUCUUCUGAGAAUGUUUACAACUUUUCCUAAGACUAAGACUUAUUUCACUCACCUGGACCUUAGUCCACAUUCUGAGCCCCUGCGCUCCAUUGGGAAGAAGGUAGUGGAGGCCAUAGCUGAGGGUACCAGACACAUUGGCACUGCCCAGUUCACCGCGAACCUCAGCUAUCUCAGCAGGUUCCAUGCCUAUCAACUCCGAAUACAUCCCACCAACUUCAAGCUUUUCAAUCACUGUAUGCUGGUGACAUUAGCCUGCUAUCUGGGGGAGGACUUCUCCCCUAAUGCUCAUGCAGCCACAGACAAGUACCUGUCCGCCUACUCAGCAAUACUGGCUGAAAAAUUCAGAUAACCUGCAUCAAAGACUAUACACACACUCUUCUCAGGAUUCUCUUUUUAACCCAACCAACCUCCUUAUUGAUGUGAUGUAAAUAGUGGAUUAUUUUUGUAAUAAAAUCAUUUAAAUUA